Nelumbo nucifera (sacred lotus) is the source of this 2260-nucleotide messenger RNA. RefSeq lists its product as uncharacterized. Gene Ontology annotation, cellular component: membrane; endomembrane system. The record is from RefSeq and is a predicted model, not a curated record. Lineage: Eukaryota; Viridiplantae; Streptophyta; Magnoliopsida; Proteales; Nelumbonaceae.
UCAACUUGCUUCUGCUAGUUUGCCAAUAAAGAUCUACUUGUUUAAAGAAAGAAAAGGACCAUCUUCGCAUCUUUACAUUCGGCAAAUCGGUCGAUCGGCAGCAUUAGGUUGGGUCUCCUGCAGUGGCGGUGGUUGUGAUAACAUGAUGGCGCCACCGGCGGGUGAGGGAGGAGCAGCGCAGACAAGAGGGCCAGGUCGAGGGCAAGCGCAACAGCAGCAGCCAGGGUUUGGGCAGACGCUGACGGGAAUAAUUAGGAUCGCUGUGUUUUGGUACUUCGCUUCCAAAUUCUUCUCUCCCAAGCGAGGACCCUCUGAGCCAUCUCAGCUGAUGUCAAAUCUCUUCAACAAGGCUGAACCCUUGGACAUGUGGGUUUAUCUAUCUGAAAAUGAAAAGUUUAAUGACUUCACUAAUGAGGGUGCACUCAUUUGGCAUGAGGCAAAUAUUCCAUAUGCUGUUUGGGGGCCAGGUUCUAGUAGGUUCUAUUCCUUGAAGUAUGUCCCAUCAGAGGCUGUGAAAAACAACGGGAGUCUCUAUGCUCAUGCUUUCUUUGCACGUUCUGGUUAUCCUCCAGACCCCAAGGAUCCUGAGUAUCAGCCUUAUGCUGCCUUUGGGAGGACACAUUCUGUUGUGACAUACUUACCUAAGUCAAAAGCUGAUAAAAGGAAAAGUUUGUUAGGGAAUUCCAAAGGCUCUGAAGAAGUUGAAGUACCUCCUGAGGUGAACGAAGAAACACAAGAUGAUUCUAAAGAUGAUGGGCCUACAGAAUGGGUUUCAUUUUGGAAGCCAAAUAUUACAAUCAAUUUGGUCGACGACUUUACAGGAUAUCCCCACAAUGCUAUUCCACCGAAUAUUGCUCCUUAUUUGAAUGUCAACCCUAAAACAUUGAACUACUAUCCUACAGUUUUUUUCAAUGAGUUUUGGUUACUUAGAGACAAGCUAAUACCAAUCAAUGAGACAGUAACAGAAUUACCACUACAUUUGGAGGUGGGUCCCAUAAGUAUGACAAAGUGGCAAUUAUUCCUACAAAUUGAUCAAUCAUUCCAGAUUCACCGUAAUUAUGGAAGCAUGCUUGAAGGAGAGGCUGAUGAACUUAAGAGGGUUUUCUUGGAAGGAAACCCAUAUCUUUUGGCGAUUACAAUGGUUGUAUCAUUACUCCAUUCUGUAUUUGACUUCCUGGCUUUCAAGAAUGAUAUCCAGUUCUGGAACAAAAACAAGUCAAUGGAAGGACUGUCUGCAAAGUCGGUUGUUGUGAGCUUUAUAUGCCAGUUGAUUGUAUUCCUCUAUCUUCUUGACAAUGAUACUUCAUGGAUGAUCCUUGCUAGUUCUGGCAUUGGUUGCUGUAUCGAGUUCUGGAAAAUUGGUAAAGCUAUGCACAUAGAGAUUGAUAGAAGUGGAAGGAUACCUGUAUUGAGAUUUAAAGACCGGGAAUCAUAUGCAAGAAACAAGACAAAGGAGUAUGAUGAUCUUGCAAUGAAGUAUCUAUCUUAUGUGCUCUUUCUCUUGGUGGCAUGCUUUUCUGUUUAUUCUCUAAUGUAUGAGCGACAUAAAAGUUGGUACUCUUGGAUCCUUUCCUCACUUACAAGCUGUGUUUACAUGUUUGGGUUCAUCAUGAUGUGUCCUCAAUUGUUCAUAAACUACAAGCUGAAGUCGGUUGCUCAUCUUCCUUGGAGACAGAUGACAUACAAGUUCCUCAAUACCAUUAUUGAUGAUCUCUUUGCCUUUGUCAUAAAAAUGCCAAUGCUCCAUAGGCUGUCUGUUUUCCGAGAUGAUGUUAUCUUUCUUAUAUAUCUUUACCAGAGGUGGAUUUAUCCAGUGGACAAAAAACGCGUUAAUGAGUUUGGCUUUGGUGGCGAAGACGAUGAUCAAACCUCAUCCAGCACUGAUGCAGCAGCUGAGAAGAAGACUAACUGAACUGGUUGUCCAUAUAUUCUAUGAAAUCAUACUUGUUAGCAGCAGAUGUAACUGUAAAAUUGAAGUAGGAUAAAUGUUCUCCUACAUUUUGAAUCUUUUUUUUUUUUAUUUUGCAUAAUUCUUUUAAUGGUUCUUAGCUGUAGUCAUCCAUUCUGCCGUGUGGCCUAAAAAGUGUUGGUUGAGCAGGAUAGCAGCUACUGCGCAGUGGUUUGUCGACUCCAUAACGUUCAAGUUUGGGCGAUAUUUGUGACUAAGAUUAUUUACGGUAGGCAACAAAUUUCUGGGAGCACAGCAUGUAUUUCAAAUGAAGUAAAAGUAAAACCAACACGGUGCAUUCAUUUCUUUAUA